This is a messenger RNA of Malassezia restricta, 2670 nucleotides long. RefSeq names its product pseudouridine synthase. The transcript has a single exon. Gene Ontology annotation, molecular function: RNA binding; pseudouridine synthase activity. Lineage: Eukaryota; Fungi; Basidiomycota; Malasseziomycetes; Malasseziales; Malasseziaceae. The coding region runs from base 1 to 2670 and encodes 889 amino acids. Gene Ontology annotation, biological process: pseudouridine synthesis. The record is from RefSeq and is a predicted model, not a curated record.
AUGACGGAGCGCGUAGCAGCCCCAGGUCUGCGGCGGCUCCCACCGUACUGGCACGAGUACAAAACCCGUGCGAAGACGCGGUGGUAUGGGCGCCAAAUUCUCGAGGUGUUUACGACCGAAUUUCGUGAUCGCACACGCGAGUACUACAUUUGGGCGAUCCACCAAGGCCUGUGUACCGUCAAUGGCCACUCGGUGCAGCCCACGUAUAUUUUGCAAAACAACGACUUUUUGGUCAACCGGGUACACAAGCACGAGCCGGCCGUGACGAAUGCGCCAGUGCGCAUUUUGUUCCGCGACGAUGCCAUGGGCCGCAUCGUCGUAGUCAAGCCAGGCAGUAUCCCUGUGCACGCCACGGGACGAUACCAUCAUCACACGCUGGUGGAAAUGGUGAAGCAGCAGGCCCAACUAUCGAAUUUGUACACGAGCAACCGCCUCGACCGCCUCACCUCGGGUAUUAUGGUCUGUUCUACGACCAAGGAGGCUGCCUGUGAGCUCGGCAAUGACUUUAACGCAGGCCUUGUGAACAAGGCGUAUGUGUGCCGAGUGGCAGGCCGCUUUCCGGACGGAAUCAUCGACUGCAGAGAACCGAUUCUGAGUGUGGACCGCCAAAGUGGUCUUAAUAUCGUGCAUCCGAAGGGCAAAGAGUGCCGCACGCUCUUUCAGUGCCUGUCGUACGACCCCACAGCCGACUCGAGUGUGCUUGUCUGCCGCCCCAUCACGGGACGUACACACCAAAUCCGCGUGCAUGCGCAGUGGCUCGGGCACCCCAUUAGCAAUGACCCACUGUACCACCACCCUGUGUGGUCAACGGUCGAUCGCGACAUUCUCGCGACUGCCCAGCCCCGGCACUACGAACGUGUCGGUGGCGGAUCUGGCAAUGUCGAAGUCGAGCGCGUGCUCACUGCUCUCAAAGGUACGCGCGACGACGCAGAAGGAUGGUCGCGCUGGCGUGACCAAGAGUUCUUUGGGGCCCUCAACCGACAGCUGGGCUACGAGGACGUACCGGUGCCCGGUCCCAACGGCCAGCGGACACCGCCGCCGCCGCCCGGCGAAGACAUGCCGCCUGGCACUGCCACAUGCGAUACGUGCUACAUACCCCUGCUGCCUGAUCCUGCGCCGCAAGACAUGUACAUAUACCUGCAUGCGAUCAAAUACUGGACAGACACGUGGGUCUUUGAGGACGAGCUGCCUUGGUGGGCUCGUUCGUCUGCCAAGGCCAGUGCCUCUCUCCCGCCAUUAGCUCUUAUUGCGCACCAUACCGGCGAUGAUGCUCUUGGUCUUGGUAAAGGCGGUGCUCAGCGACGCUUGGAUACCCAGCUCCAACCUGCUAUGCAGCUUGCGAGCCUGCCAUUGGCACCACGGCCCGACGCAUGUGCGCAUGACGAGUCUCUUCAAGUCUUUGUCGAAGUCACUCGUGGACUUGAAGAUGCCGCGCAGCGAGAAAUGCUCCAACACUUGGGCGCGGACCCAUCGGCGUCCAGCUGCCUCACGUCCGCUCUGCACUCAGGCAUAAUCCAAGUCGAUGCGCCUCUACACGCUCAGGUCGUCGCUCGCUACGAGGCUUGUCAGCUCCCCAUCGCCACAGGUGUCUAUUAUGCCAUGGGGCACAUGAGCCUGCCCCGCGACAUGCUCGAUGCGCUCUUUGAUCAGCGCGUCGAAGUGCUCGGGAAAAAAGGCGCCCAAAAGCCCCAGCCGACGUUGGCUGAGCAGGCACUUCUUCAGUGGCUUACACAACAGUGGCAUGCGCACCAAGCACAACGCGACAAAGCACUGGACCUGUGGAUGAAACGCGCUUCACGACGCACACGCACAUGGUGCGUUGUCGUGGACCGGAGCAGCUAUGUGCUCCCAUCACUCAGUACGCAGGCUCUCGAGACACAUCUGGCUUCCCUCGUCACCGGGUGGCUCGACUCACACUCAUGGACACCGGCUUCAACUCGUGCCGAAGCUGAUAUGGUGAUCAAAUGCACGAUGGCACCGCGCUUUGGAGCGCAGUCUCCGUUGCAAUUAGGGCCACGUGCACACAAAGGCAAUCCGCCCGGCACCUGCUUCUUCCAACUGCAUGUGCCUGGUGGCCCAUGCAACGUGGCGGCAGAUGCUCUGCGCACGUCGCUGGCCCGCUCUCGAGCUCAUGCGGUAUGUGCGCUCCUGCCUCUGGGAGACGGCACAUGCGUCGGCACAUUGCACAGCAAAGAUAGCCAUCUGGCUGAUGCGUUGCGGGCUAUGCUCCAUGCACGUGGCCGGAUGACCGCCCAGGUGCCAUACGGCUCUACAAGUGCGCAUGCACUGCACGGCGCCGUGGUCGAGUUGCCAGAGAGUGCUCGUGACGAGCCGCACGCGCUCCUGUUUGAUCAUUUUGUGACGGAGCUCGAGUGCCUGUCCCAUGCUCUCGCGCCAGGCAAGUUUGCAUUGGUGCUGACGAGUGAGACCAAAACGUGUAUGCGUGCUCUACGUGAGCUAGAAAACCGUGCGCGUCGCGAACAUAGUCCGUACGUCCUGCGUAUGGACACGGGCGUCACGUUGGGAGACGCAUGGCCCGCCGAGCAUGCUGCUACGUUCAAAGAUGCGCAGCAGGAAGCAUCGUUGCGCAGUGGGGGAACAUGGCGGGCCUUGGCGCACCACCGGAGUUUCCUGGCUUGUGUUGCCCAGGCCCCCCUGUAUAGUACAUAG